AUGGAUGUUGAAAGAAAGAAAAAUUUUAUAAAUAAAGAUACGAGUGUCUCUAAAGCUAACAUAAAGGACAUUUUGCAAAAUUCAAAUUAUAUUGAGAAUUAUAUAAAUUAUUCAUUACAAGAUGAUGAAAAUAAUUUAAACGUUGCCAGUAAAAGAAAAGGCUCGAGUGAACAUAAAGUUGGUAGUGGUGAAAUAAAUACGCAACUGAAAAAACUGAUUGAGCAUUUGUACAGUCUUAAGUUCACAUUGGAAAAAGAAAAAAAAAGGCAGAAACGUAAAAAGAAAAAUAUGUUCAAUGAUAAAAGCAGAGAUGAGGAAAAGAAAAAAGAAAAGGAAAAAUGUGUUAAUAAUCAAAUAAACAAUAUUCAAGUAAAAAAUGAACAAGGGCAAAUUCACGAAAAAAAAAAAAAAAUCUUCAAUAGCUGCAAAUUAGUUAGAAAAUAUCUUGAAAGAGAAAGCUUAGCUGCUAGUUCAGUCCCACACCUAAUGAAGACAAUCGAAAUUUACAAAAACAAAAAUGUAGAGGAGAAAAAAUGUCAGAAUUAUAUAAUUACAAAAUACGAAAAUGUAUUGAGAAAUAUGAAAAGGAAGCAUAUCAACGAAAUUAGUGAAAUCAAAAAUAAUGUCCUUCAGGAUGUUGACUUCUUAAUACAAAAAUACCGAAAUGUGUCACUCGAACUACUACAAAUUAGCAAAAAGAAGGAAGUAGAAAAAAGAGAAGAGAAAAAAAGAAUUACUGAAAUAUGUAUUAGUGCCUGCAAAAGAUUCGAGGAAGAUGUGAAGAAAAAGGCAAAGGCGUCACUGCAAAGCCAUUUAUCAGAAAUUACUAAGUCGAUUAGCGGCAUUAAGAAGGAAAAGGAAAAUCUAGAAAAAAAAUUGGUCGAGUUAAAUCAAAAAAUGGAUGAACAGAAACAUAAAACUGAAAAAAAAGCAUUUGACGUUUUUGAAAAUAAAAUAAAGGAAGAACGAGCGUUAAAUGCAGAACUUAGAAAGAGACUGUCCCUCGAGAGGGAGCAACAAAAAAUUCUCAUUACAGAUCUUUAUUCAAAGAUUGAUAUUCAAAUCAAGAAAUAUGAAGAGAGCAUUAUAAUCAUUUUUCAAAAUUUUCUUCUAAACAACAAUAUUACCAUGGGCAUAGGUGAAUUGUCAAAGUACAUUAAGGAAGCCAUGUGCUUACAAUAUAGGCAUGACCACUUAAGCAAUGAUGUCAUAAAUGAGGUAAUAAAUUCGAAUCGUUCUAAUUUUUAA
This is a messenger RNA of Plasmodium malariae, 1248 nucleotides long. Its product is annotated as conserved Plasmodium protein, unknown function. NCBI's taxonomy places the organism in Eukaryota, Apicomplexa, Aconoidasida, Haemosporida, Plasmodiidae. The transcript has 8 exons. The coding region runs from base 1 to 1248 and encodes 415 amino acids. The record is from RefSeq and is a predicted model, not a curated record.